Molecule: messenger RNA, 1180 nt
Organism: Scheffersomyces amazonensis
Lineage: Eukaryota; Fungi; Ascomycota; Pichiomycetes; Serinales; Debaryomycetaceae
Product: carbon-nitrogen hydrolase family protein
Exons: 1
Coding region: 151-1146 (331 amino acids)
Molecular function (GO): catalytic activity
Source: RefSeq, a predicted model, not a curated record
UAAAAAUUUGUGGUCAACUCUUGAAUGACUUAAAUUUCAAAAAAUUGUAAAUGCGAUUUUUCAAAGCCCGAUAUGGAGAGGUAUAAAUAGCAAAUGAAAUUUCAGAAUUGACUAUCUUCAAUUGAUAAAAGAAAUAUUUACAGCUUACAUAUGAGUUUAGCAACAGUCUGUGUGGCAGCAUGCCACUUAUCUCCAGUUACUAUGAAUAAAAACGCUACCAUGAAGAAAGUUAUUGAUAGUAUUUAUGAAGCGGCAGGCCUGGGUGCAAAUUUAAUUGUAUUCCCGGAAACUUACGUUUCCGCUUUCCCACUUUGGGGAGCUUGUAAGGCACCAAUUGAUAAUCAUCAUUUAUUCAAAAGAUUAGUUGAAAGUUCUAUUUAUGUUGAUGGUCCUGAGAUUUUGAAUAUACAAGCAUUAUGCAAGAAAUUAGAAGUUGUAGUUUUAUUGGGAUUCAAUGAAAGAUCAAGAGUCAGUGUCGGAUGUCUUUGGAAUUCUUAUGUAUUGGUUGACGAGAAUGGAAAUAUUGGUGCCCAUCAUAGAAAGCUCGUACCUACUUUCUUUGAAAAGCUUUCAUGGGCGAAUGGUGAUGGAUCUGGUCUAACUGUUAUUGAUUCAAAAUAUGGAAAGAUUGGUGCGUUAAUUUGUGGAGAGAAUACAAAUUCAUUAGCAAGGUUUACAUUAUUAAGCCAAGGUGAACAGAUUCAUAUUUCUAUUUGGCCACCCGCAGCAGAUAUGCAUCGUCCUUCUACUUCUAAAAAGAGUUUUGAUAAUUCGAUUGCUAAUAAAAUUAGAUGUGGAAUUCAAUGUAUUGAAGGGAAAUGUUUUGGAAUACUUUGUUCUUCAUUUGUUGAUGAAGCUAUGUUAAAAUUCUUAAUUGAUGAUGAUCCAAGUAAUGAAGAAUUCUAUCGGAAUAUGUCACAAGGAAGCACAUGUUUUCUUGAUCCAAGCGGUAAUGAAAUUGGUGAUAAUCUAAGAUUUAAGGAAGGAAUUGCUUAUGCAGAAUUCAAUUUGAAUGAUACCAUUGAACCAAAACAAUUUCAUGAUUUAGUUGGAGGAUAUAAUAGAUUUGAUGUUUUUAAAUUACAUGUUAAUCGAUCUCCAAAUGUUCCAGUUUACUUUGAUGAAGAAGAAUCAUUUACACAAUAGGGAGAAAAAGUUUUGACAUACUUAAAAGAUUAUU